This is a messenger RNA of Cyprinodon variegatus (sheepshead minnow), 1722 nucleotides long. RefSeq names its product GTPase IMAP family member 8-like. The transcript is spliced from 6 exons. The record is from RefSeq and is a predicted model, not a curated record. The coding region runs from base 1 to 1722 and encodes 573 amino acids. Gene Ontology annotation, molecular function: GTP binding. NCBI's taxonomy places the organism in Eukaryota, Metazoa, Chordata, Actinopteri, Cyprinodontiformes, Cyprinodontidae.
AUGGCCGCUUCAGCUGAUAUUUCCAACUCAGCACUGAGCCGCCCUGCUACAGAACUGAGGAUUGUGUUGAUAGGAGGAAGAUCAGGUCACAUUUCCAGUGGUAAAAGCUCAGCUGGAAACAUCAUCCUGGGUCACAAUGUUUUUGACACCAGCAGAAGAACAGCUCAGAGUGAAGCGAGGCAGCAGGAAGUACUCGGCAGACGACUCACAGUGGUUGAUACUCCAGGCUGGUGGUGGUUUUAUCCAAGAGAAGAAACCCCAAAACUGGAUCAGAUAGAAAUCCAUAAGAGCGUCCAUCUGUGUCCCCCAGGACCUCAUGUCUUUCUUCUGGUCAUUCCUGUUAGUUUAUAUUUAUCUCAUCAUGUCAAACUAUCUCUACAGGAACACUUGAAACUUUUCAUAGCAGAUGUUCUCAGUCACACCAUCGUGCUGUUCACUGCAGUCCAUCCAUGUAGUGAUGAAACCAUUGAAUCCAAAAUCAGAAGAAGUCCAGCCCUGCAGUGGAUCCUUCAACAAUGUGGAAACAGAAAACAUGUUCUCAACAUCAGCAACAGAGAAGAUAGAGAUCAAGUCAAAAUCCUUCUAGAGAAAAUUGAGGCGAUGAUUGAACAGAACAGGGGCAGACACUGUUCUGUUGAUGAAUCUGAUGGAAAUGCUCUGAGAGAGAGACUGAAAGAUUUGGUUAAAAAAGCCUCAAAAAGGUUUGAUGAAGUUCAGAAACAAAGAAGAAACCAGAAGCUGCAGAUUGAAGGUGGAAAAGUUCCUCCAAACCAUUUGAGAAUAUUGAUGAUUGGUGAAUCAUAUGUUGGAAAAAGUUCAGCAGGAAACAUCAUUCUGGGAAAAAAUGCAUUUAGUCUUACUGAAAGUGUUGGAAGAACAACAACAGGCAGUGAAAUAAGCCACAGUGUGGUUGAAGGAAGGCGGCUCACAGUGGUGGAUUCUCCUGGAUGGUUCUUCAUCCACACCCUUCAGGACACCAGUGAGAUGGACAAACUGGAAAUAGAGAACAGUGUGAAUCUCUGUCCUCCAGGACAGAGAUUCACACUGUUCUCUAUUUCCAGACCUCAUGUUUUUCUCCUGGUUGUUCCAAUCUUCAGAGCUUUCACUGAGAAAGAUCUCAAAGCUCUGGUGGAGGUCCUGAUGCCAUUAACAGCGAGAGUGUGGAGACACUGCAUGGUGCUGUUUACCAGGGGAGACUGGCUCAAUGGCCUCCCUGUAGAGAACUACAUCAUCAGAGAGGGCAAGGAGCUCCAGGAGCUUCUGGAGAAGUGUGGCAACAGGUACCAUGUUCUCAACAACUUUGAUUAUAAUGAUCCUGUUCAAGUCAAAGAGCUGUUCCGAAAAAUUAUUAACAUGGUAAAACAGAACAAAGGAUGCUUCAUGACUGAAGGAAAAAGAAAGAAAUUUCAGUUUCUACCUCAGCUAGGAAAAAAACGCAUGCUGAUGGAAGAGGAGUGGAACAGACGGGAGCAGGAGCUGAUGGAGAGAGUGAUGAAAGCUUUAGCAAAGGAACCAGAGAAACCAACAGUGCCCUCUGUGGAGGUGGCAAAUAGCAAAGAUGACUUUAUGAUUCCAGACAUGAGCGGAGAUGAUGCCUCAGAAUAUGGCAACAUUUCUGAGAUUAGGAACCAACGAGCUCAUAACAACGUUGCUGAAUGGCUGACUAAGACAGUGAGACAGUCUGAGAUCAGCUCUGGGAUUGGCAGCACGUGUUCCUCAUGA